AUGGAGGCGCGUCGGACGGCCAAGCCUAGGAGGCAGUGGCCGCGGGCGGUGGCAGCGUCUGCGCUGAUCCGGGCGAUUGUGGCCGCGCAGAUUUGGCCAGAGACUGUGGGCGGCGGUGGUGGAUUACAAGAGGACUUCUCUACAUCGCCCCUGGAGAUCCUGCCGUCGAGGGCUCACCCUGACUGGACGCGAGAGGAUGGGAAUGCAUUUGCUCGUGAGCACAAACAGAUAUUCGGACCUGCAAGCCUUGUUGGUGGGGGCCUAACCAGUGAAAGGGAAAGAAUGGCAGCACAGGUUUUUCAGACUGGUUACAGGUUUUGUCCGAUGAGGAUGAAGAACCCUACUGAUGCCAGUAUUUAA
Molecule: messenger RNA, 360 nt
Organism: Miscanthus lutarioriparius
Lineage: Eukaryota; Viridiplantae; Streptophyta; Magnoliopsida; Poales; Poaceae
Source: the annotation of a GenBank genome assembly